CUUUCACAACUGUAUAUAAGUACUGGCGUCCACGGGGUCUGAAAUACAUUUUGGGGGACCAUUCUCAACCAAAAGACAUCUGAUCUGCUGAAUUGUUCGUAAUAGCCUUUUUUGGACACGAAAGAAAAACAACAAAAGUCAAGGAAAAUGGUUUCUGCUGGGCUACAGAUGCUGGGCACGGCCCUGGCGAUCAUUGGCUGGAUUGGGGCAAUCGUCGUGUGCGCCCUCCCGAUGUGGAGAGUGACAGCUUUCAUCGGCCAGAACAUCGUGACGGCACAAACCACCUGGGAAGGCAUCUGGAUGAGCUGUGUGGUGCAGAGCACCGGGCAGAUGCAGUGCAAGGUGUACGACUCCAUGCUGGCGCUCAGCUCCGAUCUUCAGGCUGCUCGCGCCCUGACCGUUAUCGCCGUAGUUGUGGGUGUGAUGGGAAUCCUGUUGUCCAUAGCUGGGGGAAAGUGCACCAAUUGCGUGGAAGAUGAGUCCUCCAAAUCCAAAGUGGGCAUUGCUUCGGGUGUGAUCUUCAUUGUCGCGGGAGUCCUCUGCCUUAUCCCUGUCUGCUGGACGGCCCACACCAUUAUCCAAGAAUUCUACAACCCCCUGGUGGUAGACAGGCAGCGCCAGCUACUACACGCGAUCUCACGCAUCGGGCUCCAGAUUAUGGGCAUUGUCUUGGCAUUGAUCGGAUGGCUGGGGACAAUAAUUGUGUGCGCAUUGCCCAUGUGGAAGGUGACUGCUUUCAUUGGGGCCAACAUCGUAACGUCACAGACCAUCUGGGAGGGCCUGUGGAUGAACUGCGUGGUCCAGAGCACGGGACAGAUGCAAUGCAAGGUCUAUGACUCCCUACUGGCCCUGCCCCAGGACCUACAGGCCGCCCGGGCCAUGCUCAUCAUCUCCAUCAUAGUGGGCAUCUUCGGCACCAUGAUGGGCAUCGCUGGGGGCAAGUGCACCAACUGCAUGGACGAUGAGGCGUCCAAAGCCAAGGCGUGCAUAGCUGCGGGUGUGACCUUCAUCAUUUCUGGGCUGCUCUGCAUUAUCCCUGUGUCCUGGUCAGCCAACACCAUCAUCAGGGACUUCUACAACCCCCUGCUGACCGAGGCCCAGAGGAGGGAGCUGGGAGCCGCCCUGUACAUUGGCUGGGGGUGUGCGGGGCUGCUGUUGCUGGGAGGAGGUCUGCUUUGCUGGAACUGCCCCCCCAAGGAGAACCGCCCCUACAUAGCGAAAUUUGCACCCGUGAGAUCAUCAUCAUCCACACCCAUGGACUAUGUUUAAUUUGACAGAGUGUUUUUUUUUUCAGACUCCUUUUCCAGGUACCUGAGAGAAAUUCAGGACUUUUAAGUUAAAAAGAAAAUUAAGUAAAACUCAUCAGAGCGCUGAAACUCACUGAGGCUUGUGUAAUGAUGUUCAUAUAUUAUUCUUAAAAUAUAAUUUCUAUUUUUCAGUUACCCAGAGUUACCUGAAUACAGACUUUCUGCUAUUAUGCUCAUUUUCAAAUGAUCUAUAAGCUGCUCUCACUUCUGUUUUUUCCCAUGAGUAAUUUUAAUUUAUAUAAUGGGAACAUUUUUAAUCUGUCGUCAAUAUGAAUAUUUCAAUGUCCAAAAAUGUUAUAUAUUAAAAUGUUUGAAUUGUAA
Messenger RNA from Anguilla rostrata (American eel), 1628 nucleotides. RefSeq names its product claudin-4-like. Gene Ontology annotation, cellular component: bicellular tight junction; plasma membrane. The record is from RefSeq and is a predicted model, not a curated record. Bases 148 to 1269 code for a protein of 373 amino acids. The transcript is spliced from 4 exons. Lineage: Eukaryota; Metazoa; Chordata; Actinopteri; Anguilliformes; Anguillidae. Gene Ontology annotation, molecular function: structural molecule activity. Gene Ontology annotation, biological process: cell adhesion; bicellular tight junction assembly.